AUGCAUUUCCAACGCGUGGGUGAUGCUUCCGAUAGAGCCGAUCUAUCGCCUUCCAAUGGUAAUCAACUUUGUUUAACAACAGAAUGGAAGGAAGACAUCCUUUUGAAUGACCCUGAUAUUAUUCGACAGCGGCUAAGAAGACCGGUGGAGGCAGACCUGAAGGCCAUCGAGGUUGAGCUAAAUCGCGCAACUUAUCAUUUUGUGCACCAGGCCCUGGUAGCUCUGAAAAACGUUGAUAUUGUGAAUAUUCUGCCUUGUUAUCGAACUCAAUGGAUGCAGGACCUUGAGGAGAAAGCUUCGCAGGGUCAACUUGCACCACGCAGCGCCCGAUGGGCAACCGCCAGCGACGGAGUUAAACAAAUGCUCUUCGAUCGUGCUGCCGCUCGGAGUGCGAACGGAAAGCUCCUCUGUUCUCUUGGUGGUAAUUUAUAUGCAUUGCUCCGAGGUCAGAUGAAUUCCUCGGAGGCCGCCGGGGAUACUACUGCAGUUUUAAGCACCUUUCUGGAAAAUAUGCUGCAUAAAGCCGCGGCUCUCAAGCAGCUCGCCUGGAUCGUGGAUCUCCAUGCCCAUCACAAUCCCCGUGUCAAAGUUUUGGAAUUUGGGACCAGCCCUGGGGAAUGUGUUGAGUCGGCGAUGCAAUAUCUGACAAAAUAUGGAGCAGAUGUGGCAUCUCCUUGGUUGAGCAAAUACACAGUGACAGGUCGGUCCUCCGAUGGCAUGGCUGCUGAGAGGGUCUCUGCAUUUGCGCCCCUGGUUCAUUAUCAAUCCUUGGAUUUGGAACAAGAUAUCACUCUUCAAGGGCUUGAACUUGGAUCAUAUGAAAUUUUCAUUACACCGUUGCUCUCCUAUGAGGCUAAAGACCUUCGUGCAGCGUUGGAAAAUUCCCGCCGGGUGUUGAAAGAUGGAGGCAAAUUGAUCAUUAUCGAAAGGUUACGAGAGACUCUUGAUGCAACUUUAAUUCUCGGAAUUUUGUCACAACGGUGGAAUUCAAGUAUUCCUAUGGCCAGAUGGGAGCAGAUACUCUGUGAGACUGGCUUCUCCGAAAUCGAUUUGGAGGUUCCUGAGUGCAGCGACGAAGAGGAACAGUGCUUCAGUGUGAUUGUAACUACUGCUGCGGCAGCCUCCAAAAAUUCCACCCAAUCUGGCUUUAACAGUAACAUCUCCGUGGUGUGCUCAGAGAAACCACCACCUAAGGAGUGGACUGGAAGCCUCAUCACUGCGCUUUCUUGCUCGACAGAUGCGGCUGUAGCUUUGGAGCAGCUUCAUGAAAUUGACCCCCAAGAAAAGGUGAUUGUAUUUGUCACGGAGAUGCUCACUCCCUUCAUUCGUCGAAUGAACGAAAAGGAUUUCACUGCUGUUAAAACGAUAUUUUUUAAGGCCGAAGGCAUCGUGUGGGUAACACGGUAA
Molecule: messenger RNA, 1407 nt
Organism: Penicillium malachiteum
Lineage: Eukaryota; Fungi; Ascomycota; Eurotiomycetes; Eurotiales; Aspergillaceae
Product: Acyl transferase/acyl hydrolase/lysophospholipase
Exons: 1
Coding region: 1-1407 (468 amino acids)
Source: RefSeq, a predicted model, not a curated record